Messenger RNA from Rotaria sp. Silwood1, 447 nucleotides. The record is from the annotation of a GenBank genome assembly. Lineage: Eukaryota; Metazoa; Rotifera; Eurotatoria; Philodinida; Philodinidae.
AUGCUUAUUGUUUUUAUAUUCUCAUUUCUUUUCUUUUCUAAUAUUCUCUAUUGUUAUGAGCCAAAUUUGAUUAAUUCACCAUUGAAAUGCUAUGGAGUAACAGUAGCAUGUCGUCUUGUCACAGAUUUAUCAUUUACAUUUAUUAGUAUUUUUAUUCCUGUAUUUCUUAUGUUGAUAUUUGGUUUGAUGACAAUCCAUAAUAUACGUAAAUCACGAAAUCAGAUCCAAGCAGUCGAUACAUUAACUCAAACUACCAAAGAAUCAAAUAAAAGAAGACAACGACAACGUUCAGAUAAAAUUGAUUAUCGUCUUCUUCGUAUGCUUCUUGUACAAAUUUUACUUCUUUUUAUAUUUGGUCUUCCAUUGGGUGUUCAAAAAUUGUAUACAACAAUAACAAUGAAUAGACCAACAAACAAUGUACAAGUGGCUAUCGACAAUUUUGUCUAC